AUGAUGAAGAUCAGCAAGAGCUGCCCCAACCUCCUGAAGAAGGCCGUGACGUCGUUCAAGAGCAAGACUGACGCUCUAAGGACGAAGCUCAUCAUCCUGGCCUCGCUGCGCCGCAGGAUGGCGAUGGUCCGCGCAGUGUCUCGCCAGAUCCACGGGCUCUCCAGGCAGGCCGCGGUGGAGCACGGCGGCAAGGCUCUCGCUCCGCACAAGAAGGCGGCGGCGGCGGGCGAAGAGGCAGCUGGUGAUCAUGGCGGCGAGGCUCCUCGCCUUGGUCUGUUUGAGGUGGCAGUGUUUGAGGAAGAUUAUCAUGGCUACCCUGACUGGACCACCUCCCUCUUCGACGAUGACGAUGUUUGCAACGGUGAGGAUGAUGAUGAUGUCCAAGACGAUGAGCAGGAUGAUCUUGAUCUUGAUGUGUUCGAUGAGACCUCGGUCAUCGAGAUCAUCAGGAGCAACCGGGAGGCUCAAGGGUUGGAGUUCAGCAUGGAAGAUGACAUUGACGAGGCCUGCGAUAUGUUCAUCAGGAGAUGUCGCAGCCGGAUGAACCUUAGUUUCUAG
Panicum virgatum (switchgrass) is the source of this 558-nucleotide messenger RNA. RefSeq lists its product as uncharacterized. The record is from RefSeq and is a predicted model, not a curated record. Lineage: Eukaryota; Viridiplantae; Streptophyta; Magnoliopsida; Poales; Poaceae. The coding region runs from base 1 to 558 and encodes 185 amino acids. The transcript has a single exon.